CGGGUACCAAGCGUGUACGUGCCCCUUUAUAAAACACUCUCACUUUCACCCAUUUCUUCCAACGUUCCUCUCAUCUUCCAACUUCCAAAACAACAAACACUUCACCGUCGCCUUCUUCUUCUUCUUCUUCUUCUUCUUCUUCUGCCUUUCUUUCUUCAAUCAAGGUAACCUUUUCUGUCUUCUUGCACCCCAUUUUUCCAUCAUCAACAAAAUUUUCAGAUUUUUCACACCUUCUCAUACCUCAUAAUUCUGGGUUUUAAAAACUAGAGCAUCUUCUAUGUUCUAUUAAUUGACAUUUUCUAAUUCUCAGCUUAAACUUCAGUUCAUCUGGAUAAUGAUAUCUUCAAGUUUAAGAUUCUACAUAUUUCUUCCGAGGUUUUGAUUGUCUCUUUGUUCUCAUUUUCAGUGUACCGAGGUGAAGGAUGACACAAAUCUCAUCGACCGUGUACUUGCCUGACUUUGUAAGCACAGGAAUGGAGGACCCCACUUUGUUUCAUCAAUACCCGAUGGAUUCCUUUCCAUUCCAGCUCGAUGAUUUUGACUUUGAGUCAUUCUCCGCGUCCCCAAAGGGUUCUUCCUCUCACAAGCGCUUGAGCUCCGAAAGCACACAAAACUCUUCCCUCACUCAAAGUCCUGAAACUUCUGUUGCCCCACCAAGACCAACCAAGCAACCCAAGACUACAAUGAGUACCUGGAGUGCUUACGGCACUGACAUGAUAGCUCCCAAGGCUGCUUCCUCUUCGUCCUCUAAAAUCAUCUCCUUUGACAAAUCCAGUGCAUCUUCUGUUUCUUCCCAACAACUCUACAAACUCGAUAAUGCAAAACUACUGAAGAAGCCUAAAAUUGAAACUGGGUAUGGUGAGAACCUGGAUUUUUCUGCUGUGGCUUCUCAAAGCUUCUAUGACAACAACAGUUUUCUAGACUAUGAUAAGCAAGAGAAAAAGGCUGCAGUUACAAUGGCAAGAAACCCAACCCAAGCUCAAGAUCACGUCAUAGCCGAAAGAAAACGAAGGGAAAAGCUCAGCCAAAGGUUCAUUGCUCUUUCAGCCUUAGUUCCUGGACUCAAGAAGACGGACAAGGCUACCGUCCUGGAAGAUGCUAUAAAGUACGUGAAACAAUUGCAAGAACGGGUAAAGAUUCUGGAGGAACAAAGUGUGGAUAAAACAGUUGAAUCUGCAAUCUUUGUGAAGAGAUCUGUUGUCUUCUCCGGAGAUGACAGCACCUACUCUGGUGAAAACUCUGACCAAUCACUCCCCGAAAUCGAAGCAAGAAUUUCUGGCAAAGAGGUACUCGUCAGGCUCCACUGCGACAAACACAGUGGACGAACAGCUGCUAUACUAAGGGAAUUAGAGAACCAUAAUCUCACAGUUCAGAGUAGCAGCUUUUUGCCCUUCGGAAAUAACACUCUUGACGUAACUAUUGUUGCUAAGAUGGGGAAGGACUACUGCUUGACUGCAAAAGAUCUCAUCAGAAGCUUAAGUCAGUGUUUGAGGCAGCUUUCGUAGGAAACAAUUAACCAGUUCAAGCAUCCACUCUGUAGCUACGUUAAUUUGUUGCUGUGCAUCCUUCACUAUACAGGAAAAGAGCUUAAUAAAAAGAGUUUUUAUCACAGUGCUUUCUUUUUCCCUAGUCCAUUAUCUGGAUUUGGGAGUAGCAUAUCAAUGGCCUGUGACUGCUACUGUCUCCUCCAGUGUAGAGUUCAAGAUGAUGUCAUGUUUCCUUUUUUUUUUCUCCACAGUUUUUGCGUAGUUGAUUCAUUAGCUACGUUAAUACACCCCACGGUGGCAUUUUCAAAUCUCUACAUCUGUUGUUUAUGUUUUUCUAAAGAGGGUUUUUUAGAGGAUUUGACUAUGACCUCUUUCGUUCCUCUUUCGCUUUGUGAACAGGGUCGGGUUUCCUUGAAAAGCAAUGUUGGCAGCAUUUAUUUUAUGUUGUUCCAUGUCGGAUUGUGAUGAUCACUUCUGUAUAAGAUUAUUAUUGUUAAUUACUAAAUGUCUUACUCCCUUUA
Messenger RNA from Vigna umbellata (rice bean), 2008 nucleotides. NCBI's taxonomy places the organism in Eukaryota, Viridiplantae, Streptophyta, Magnoliopsida, Fabales, Fabaceae. The record is from RefSeq and is a predicted model, not a curated record.